AUGGACAUGGCUACAUUGCUCAGCGAGACGGCCUCGUCGGUGGCCGAGGCGGCCAGCGCCGUGGCCGCGAGUGAAGGUGUGUCAAGUGCGAAUGGCCAGCUUCCGGCGCUCAGCAGCUUCAUCGUGCCCAGCUCCACAACAACGCACAGGCCUCUGGCCAUCGCCCGGCCGCCGGCCAUCGAAAUCCCCGUUAACGACGACAACGAGAGCGAGGAAGAGUUCGACGAGGAGAACCCCGAGUGGGCCAAGUGGAACUGCCAGCAGAUCCGCACCAAGAUCCGCAACUUCCUGGGCACCAAGGAGAUGACGCAGACGGCGUUCCUGAAGCAGUGCGACAUCAACUCCAACUCGUACUACCGCUUCAUGAACCUCAAGGGCCCGUACGGCGGCUGCGACAACCAGACGUACGAGUUUGCGGCCAUUUUCUUCUACCGCCGGGAGAAGAAGGAGGCCGAGGAGAAGGCCAAACUCAAGGCCAUGAAGCCUAAUGAGAGGAAGCGCAAGGCCACGGAAGAGAAGGAGAAGAAGCCCAAAAAGUCCAAGACAGGUCAAGACUUGCUCCAGAAGAUUCUGGACGUGGAGUUGCCCGACGCGGACGAGGACGGCGCCGUCCCCGUGUACGACGACUGCGACGAGAUCCGCAAGAAGAUCAACUACUUCCUGGGCGAGAAGAGCGUGACCAAGGCCGCGUUCCUGCGCGCGCUUGGAGACGUCAACAGCAACAGCCUGCGCACCUUCAUGAACAUGAAGCGCGGCGCUGGCUCUGGCGCGGCCAACGUCGUCUACCGCACAGCCUACGCCUUCUUCGAGAAGAAACGCAUCCUCGAGGGCGGCAAGAAGACCAAGAAGCGUCUGGAGAACGAGGUCAAGCAGGGCCCUGCCGGAUUCCCGCUGCGCCACGACAACGGCAUGCGCUGGGUCUUCGUGGGGAAGGAGUAG
Molecule: messenger RNA, 939 nt
Organism: Phytophthora sojae
Lineage: Eukaryota; Oomycota; Peronosporomycetes; Peronosporales; Peronosporaceae
Exons: 1
Coding region: 1-939 (312 amino acids)
Source: RefSeq, a predicted model, not a curated record